AUGUUGGCAUCAAAGCAGGCUAACAAAGAUGAAGAAGGCCAGAACUCCGGUGGUGGUGGUGGUGGUGGCCGGAAAACAUCUUCGUUGAGGCCACCAGAACAGACCCUCAGGUGCCCAAGAUGUGAUUCGCCCAACACAAAGUUCUGCUACUACAACAACUAUAGCCUCACCCAGCCUAGACACUUCUGUAAAGCGUGUAGAAGAUACUGGACUAAAGGUGGUGCUCUUCGUAACGUCCCCAUAGGAGGCAGUUGCAGGAAGAACAAAAAAACGAAAUCUUGUUCUUCCAGGUUUUUAUUGGGUGAGUCUUCCUCCAGAGAUUCAUCUUCGGAUAUGGGAGGGAUGAAAUUCUACGGUCUCUCCUCCAUGGAUUUUCAGCUUGGUGGGUUGAACAGCUUCCCUCCAGCUAGGGUUACAACCACCAACCAAUUCUCUUCUUCAUAUGGAGACACGUCAAGUAUAGUGAAUCUUGAUCCAUUAGGGUUUAAUUUCCCAAUUUCAUCAUCUCAUUUUGUGAUGAAACAAGGAGAUCAUCAUCAACAACAACAACCACAGCUUAAUCAAAGUGGUGGAGGGUUGGCAAGCUUUCAUGAAAUGGGUACAAGUAAUCAUCUUCAUCACCAUAAUGAUCUUGCUUCUUCCAUAGAGUCAUUGAGUUCUAUAAACCAAGACUUGCAUUGGAAGCUGCAGCAACAAAGACUUUCUAUGUUGUUUGGUGGUGGAGGUGGGGGCAGCGGUGGUGGCGGAGAGAUGGAUCAGCAACAGCAGAAGAAACAAGCUGUUCUCGAACCACAGGUUCAGAGAUUACAACCCAUUUUGUUUCAGAAUCUUGAGACUUCAAAACCAACACAAUCCUCUAUGGAUGGUGAUUCAAGAAAAGACACCAGCACCAGUGGUGGUGGUGGUGGUGGUUUGGCAACUGAGUGGUUCUUUGACAGCAGUUAUCCACCUGCGAAUCUGAAUCAAAAUCCGAAUCCGAAUCUGAAUCGGGCGACUCCAACGAACAGCAGCACAGGGAAUGACCAAAAUGGAAGCAUAAACAACUGGAACGGUAUUCAAACUUGGAAUCACUUGAAUCAGUACAGUUCAAUUCCAUAGUUUCAAAUGGCUAAUGAUUUACCAGACAAAGAGAAUAUUAUGAAGCU
Cynara cardunculus var. scolymus (artichoke) is the source of this 1145-nucleotide messenger RNA. RefSeq names its product dof zinc finger protein DOF5.7-like. Gene Ontology annotation, molecular function: DNA-binding transcription factor activity; DNA binding. NCBI's taxonomy places the organism in Eukaryota, Viridiplantae, Streptophyta, Magnoliopsida, Asterales, Asteraceae. Gene Ontology annotation, biological process: regulation of DNA-templated transcription. The transcript has a single exon. The record is from RefSeq and is a predicted model, not a curated record. The coding region runs from base 1 to 1098 and encodes 365 amino acids.